Arabis nemorensis is the source of this 1311-nucleotide messenger RNA. The record is from the annotation of a GenBank genome assembly. Lineage: Eukaryota; Viridiplantae; Streptophyta; Magnoliopsida; Brassicales; Brassicaceae.
AUGGGUAUUAAGAUCUUGAAGCUCAAUAACUUUCGUGGACCUACGAAUAGACAUGCUUUAUUUCGUGCUCUUAUCAUCGUCUCGGCUCUAUCUAUCGUCCCUUUGAUGGAGUUACUUCCCGGUACAGAGGUAACCGGUAAAAAUCUUGUCUUGGAUAAGCUCGUUAAAGCGUUCCGGGGAAAAUUUGAGAUAGAACAGUACCCAGAAGUUGUAAUUGCUGAUCUUGUUGAAGAGCUUAUGGGUUUAAAGCUAUUGCAUUUUGAUUAUUCUAAGGUUCUCUGUAUUGGUCCUGGAUCGGAUUCUGUUGUUUCUGUAUUGAAAGAGAUUGGUUUCUCGAAUGUUCGAGGAUUUCCCAAGUUUUCGUUUAUGAGGAGGAAGCGUAUCUAUGAGCUUGAGCUUAGUGGUGAAAGCUCGUUUGAUUUGGUUUUCUGUAGAGAUGUUGAUCGAGUUGCUUCUCCUGCUCUAUUGGUGUUUGAGAUGGAGCGUGUUAUGAAACCUGGUGGAAUUGGAGCAGUUCUUACGCGUAGUAAUGGUAACGGUCUUGUUAAAUCGGUGACUUCGGUUUCGUUCUGGCUUAAGCAGUCUGAGAUUGUGCAUGUUAAUUACUUGGAUGAGUUCACCGUCAUCGUAUUCAAAAGGAAUGUAACGGGAACUGAUGUUCCUUAUAUUGGAAAGUCUCAGCUACAUGGAGAUUGCGAAUCAGUUGAUACCAAUAGACCUUACAUUGGGUUUAUGGAACCUCUACUCGAGCAAAAACCUGUUGAUUUUCCGAAAUCAGUCGCUUACUUGCCCAAAUUCAUCGAUAUCUCUCUGAAGAAGAGGCUUGUCUACAUUGACAUUGGAGCAGGGGAGCAUCUGGAUGUUAAGUUAGCUCCAAACUGGUUCUUACCGUCAUACCCAAUCGACAGCAAAGCUUUCGACGUCUACUUUGUCGAUCACAAUACUUCAGUUAUGAUAUCGUAUGUCAAAAAACCCGGUGUCACCUUUGUUUACCAUCCAGGUUUAGCUGAUGAAAACACGACUGGAAAAAACAGAACUCCAUUUCAACAGCUGGAACCAUUCCCAGAAGACGAGGGAUUCGAUUUCCUUGCUUGGUUUGUGGAGACUGCGAAACUCGCAGACUUUGUGGUUCUUAAGAUGAACACAAGCCAAGUGGAAAUGAAGUUCCUAUCUCUUUUAUUAGAAACAGGAGCCAUAUGCUAUGUCGACGAGCUUUUCCUUCGCUGCUCCGACCACAAAGCAGACUGCAUUAAAAUACUUGAAACUCUGAGAAGCAGAGGUGUGUUUGUUCAUCAAUGGUGGGAAGACUAA